Messenger RNA from Oncorhynchus mykiss (rainbow trout), 3759 nucleotides. RefSeq names its product CWC22 spliceosome associated protein. The record is from RefSeq and is a predicted model, not a curated record. Gene Ontology annotation, cellular component: catalytic step 2 spliceosome. Lineage: Eukaryota; Metazoa; Chordata; Actinopteri; Salmoniformes; Salmonidae. Gene Ontology annotation, biological process: mRNA splicing, via spliceosome. Gene Ontology annotation, molecular function: RNA binding; protein binding.
GCGUCUACGUGUAUGUCCGCUCUUUUUGGGUCUUACUGGUAUCCGUAGCAAUACUUGCGGAAGAGGAUAAGGGAGAAAAUGGCUACAGAGACAAUCGACAACGAUGUAGCAGUGGAGCUAAGCCCUAAUUCUAGAGAAGAGCCUCCCAGGACCAGUGGCAUGGAUCAGCCCCGGAGGAGCAGGAGUAGGAGUGGCAGCAGGAGCCUGUCCGAGGAAGGAGGGAGAGAGAACAAUGUGGCACAGCAGAAGAGCAAUGUAGAAGCACCAGAGGGGGCAGAUAGUCCUGCAGCCGGUCCCAGAGACGAAGGCCACGGAGAGGCCAGCCCUGGAUCGGAGGCCCCCGUUCUAGGCAGUCCCGGAGUAGCCAGCUCCAAAGCCACCAGGGGCAGUAGGGUCCCUUCCAAUGCCAGUGUCAGCCAGGAGGAGGAGUCUAGUGGCUCUGACAAUGAGAGCAGUGAUGAAGACAGUGAUGAGGGAGUGGCCCGCAGGAUGAAGAGCAGUGUGGCACAGAUCGUGCAUGGUCCAGAUGACCAGAGUGUAAACAAAGGCAGGAGCCCCACCCCAGAUGACCGGGAUGAUGAUCGCCGUAGGUCCCGCUCCAGGUCCCGUUCCAGAAGUCAGGAGAGGGAUCGGCGCUAUGGUAGAGGAGGUUACAGCAGGUCAAGGGAUGAUGAUCGAGACAGAUAUUACGACCGCUAUGAGCGCCGGUCAAGUCGGGACAGAGAGGCUGAGUUCAGGAGGAGAGGCCGAUCGCCCUCCCCAGCCCAGAAGGACCCUGCUGCAGAGGAACCACCAGUGAAGAAGAAGAAGGAUGAACUGGACCCUAUCCUGACCCGAACUGGUGGAGCCUAUAUCCCCCCAGCCAAGCUACGUAUGAUGCAGGCUCAGAUCACUGACAAGAGCAGUCUGGCUUAUCAGCGUAUGAGCUGGGAGGCUCUGAAGAAGUCCAUCAAUGGUCUGAUAAACAAGGUGAACGUAUCCAACAUCGCCAUGAUCAUCCAGGAACUGCUGCAGGAGAACAUUGUCAGGGGCAGAGGUCUCCUGGCCAGGUCCACCCUGCAGGCCCAGAGUGCCUCGGCCACCUUCACUCACGUCUAUGCUGCUGUGGUAGCCAUCAUCAACUCCAAGUUUCCUCAGAUAGGAGAGCUCAUCCUCAAGAGACUCAUCCUUAACUUCCGCAAGGGCUACCGGAGGAACGACAAGGCACAAUGUCUCACGGCAUCAAAGUUCGUUGCCCACCUGGUCAAUCAGAAUGUGGCCCAUGAGGUGCUGUGUCUGGAGAUGUUGACUCUGCUCCUGGAGAGACCUACAGAUGACAGCGUGGAGGUGUCCAUCAGCUUCCUUAAGGAGUGUGGCCUCAAACUCACUGAAGUCUCCCCUAGAGGCAUCAAUGCCAUCUUCGAGCGGCUGCGUAACAUCCUUCACGAGUCGGAGAUAGACAAGCGUGUGCAGUACAUGAUCGAGGUGAUGUUCGCCAUUAGGAAGGACGGGUUUAAGGACCACCCUAUCGUUCCCGAGGGGCUGGACCUAGUGGAGGAGGACGAUCAGUUCACACACAUGCUGCCCCUAGAGGAUGACUACAACCAAGAAGAUAUACUGAAUGUCUUUAAGAUGGAUCCAGACUUCUUGGAGAACGAGGAGAAGUACAAAGCAAUUAAGAAGGAAAUCCUGGAUGAGGGCAGCAGUGACUCUGGAGAAGACGUGGAUGGAAGUGACGAUGAUGAAGAUGAUGGAGAAAAAGAGGGGGAAGAGGGCGGAGAUGAAGCAGAGAAAGUCACCAUCUUCGACCAGACGGAAGUCAACUUGGUCGCAUUUCGCCGCACCAUCUAUCUCGCCAUCCAGUCAAGUUUGGAUUUUGAGGAGUGUGCCCACAAGUUGAUCAAGAUGGACUUUCCUGACAGCCAAACAAAAGAGCUGUGCAACAUGAUUCUAGACUGCUGUGCCCAACAAAGGACCUACGAGAAGUUCUUUGGUCUUCUAGCAGGGAGGUUUUGUCUGCUGAAGAAGGACUAUAUGGAGAGUUUUGAGGCCAUCUUCAUGGAGCAGUAUGAAACCAUCCAUCGCCUAGAGACCAAUAAACUGAGAAACGUUGCCAGGAUGUUUGCUCAUCUCCUUUACACUGACUCUGUCCCGUGGAGUGUGCUGGAAUGUAUUAAAGUCAGUGAGGACACCACCACGUCGUCCAGUCGAAUCUUCGUCAAGAUCUUGUUCCAGGAGCUCUGUGCCUACAUGGGUCUGCCCAGGCUCAAUGAACGACUCAAGGAUAUGACGUUGCAGCCCUUCUUCGAGGGUCUCUUCCCUCGUGACAACCCCAGGAACACCCGAUUCGCCAUAAAUUUCUUCACCUCCAUUGGCCUGGGUGGACUUACGGAUGAGCUCCGUGAGCAUCUGAAGAAUGCCCCCAAGAUAAUCAUGACCCAGAACCAGGACGUGGAGUCAUCAGACUCCGACUCGUCCUCUUCCUCCUCUGACUCGUCUUCCUCAGACAGUGACAGCAGCGACAGUGACAGCUCUGACUCCUCCACUGACUCCUCAUCCAGCAACAGCUCAGAUUCUGAUUCAAGGCGUAAAAAGAGUAAGGGCCAGAGCAAAAAGAAGAGCGACAAAGACAAGAAGAAAGACAAGAAGACCAAGGACAAGGCUUCUUCCAAAAAGAUCUCGCUUCAGAAGUCACCUCUGGAGGAACGGCCCAAUAGGAGUCUGAGACACGAGAACCGUCGCCGUGAUGACAGCAGUAGCGAUGAAGAGGUGGCGGAGCGCGGCGGGGGGAGACCCCGGCCUGAGGACCGCCACAAAGCCUCUCGCCACCGUGGUCGAGUAGAAGACGCUCCGCCACCCACACACGAGAGACCCGACCGUUCUGACCGUGGAGGGCACAAUGACAAGGAGCUGCCUCGUGGCAGGCCUGGCAGAGACCGAGACUAUGAGGACGGGGACAGACAGCCAGAGGCCCGCAGGCACAACAAGGACGAUGGGGGGGGGGGCGAUGGGAAACACCAAACCCCCCAGGCCGACCGUGACCGAGUCAGACACCGUAGCCCUGAGAAAGAGAAGGAACCAGUGAGCAGUGGCGGCAGGGACAGAGAAAAAGAGAGGUCAAAGUCACGGGAGAGGAGCAGCCGCAAGGAGAAGGACAUGGAUUCCUCCAGGGACUCGAACAGGAACGGGGUGGAGCGGCAGGCAGAGAGGGCAGAGCGGGCGGACAAGGAGAACAGGGAGAACCGCCAUCACUCUGACAGAUACAGAGAACCCAGGCGAAACGAGGAACGGAGCAGGAAUAGCUCCCCGCGCAGACGGAGAUAGCCGGACCAAUGAGAAAAGUAGUAGGCUUCCUUUCCAAUGUCCAUACUUACAUCAUUUGAAGUUGUGUGCUACUGCAGACAUUGAAACAGAGCCAUAGUAGUUAUGAUAGUCAUGCUGUUCAUGUGCCAGCUUGAACUCAUCCAUCUCAUUCUCUGUCAUUGUCUGUCUCUCUCAAUGUAUGCAUCUUAUGCAUAGCCUUUACAAUUUUAUAUUGCCCAAUGAAAUCUUUCUUAGGAAUGGUUCAGCGGUUGUAUAGGAACAAUAACAGUGCAGAGAUCUGCUUGCAAAAGUAGUGUUUCUAUGAUUGUUUCUUUCUCUGGGUGUUAUCAAUGUAAGACUGGUAAAGUCAAGAAAGCUUGAGUUUGUAUUUGAUGCAUCAACCAAUUUUGUAUUAGUGGCAACCUAUUUUUGUGUUGAUAAAAAAUAAGACAAAACAUAAAAAAUCAUUCAACUGUU